This is a messenger RNA of Alligator sinensis (Chinese alligator), 2501 nucleotides long. RefSeq names its product paired related homeobox 1 (gene PRRX1). Gene Ontology annotation, molecular function: DNA binding; DNA-binding transcription factor activity, RNA polymerase II-specific. The transcript is spliced from 4 exons. Bases 184 to 921 code for a protein of 245 amino acids. Gene Ontology annotation, biological process: regulation of DNA-templated transcription. Lineage: Eukaryota; Metazoa; Chordata; Crocodylia; Alligatoridae. The record is from RefSeq and is a predicted model, not a curated record.
GGCGGCUGGGCAGAGAGCGGCUCUGGAUUAUCGCUCGGGCCCCUGCUGCCCCAGCAGUGCUGCUGCUCGGGGGGGAGGGAGUCCCUUCCCUCCGUCCUCCUCCUCUUCCUCCUCCUCCUCCUCCUCGGCGCUCUCCCGCUCCUCUCCUGCCUGCACUUUCCCUUUAAGGCUUGGGGGGAAACCAUGACUUCCAGCUAUGCCCAUGUCCUGGAGAGACAGGCCGUGCUGGCCACCCGCUUGGAGAGCCCCGGCCACCUGGACAACUUACAGGCCAAAAAGAACUUCUCGGUCAGUCACCUGCUGGACCUGGAGGAAGCCGGGGACAUGGUGGCGGCUCAGGCCGACGAGGGCGUGGGGGAAUCGAGCAGGAGCUUGCUGGAGUCCCCGGGGCUGACCAGCGGCAGCGACACGCCGCAGGCGGACAAUGAUCAAUUGAACUCAGAAGAGAAGAAGAAAAGAAAGCAGAGGAGAAACAGGACCACCUUCAAUAGCAGCCAACUUCAGGCAUUAGAAAGAGUCUUUGAGAGGACACACUACCCUGAUGCCUUUGUACGAGAAGACCUUGCACGCAGAGUCAACCUCACUGAAGCCAGAGUUCAGGUGUGGUUUCAGAACCGAAGAGCAAAGUUCCGCAGGAAUGAGAGAGCCAUGCUGGCCAACAAGAAUGCUUCCCUUCUCAAAACCUACUCGGGGGACUUGACUGCUGUGGAGCAGCCCAUCGUACCGCGUCCAUCUCCAAGACCCACCGACUAUCUCUCCUGGGGGACAGCCUCACCUUACAGUGCUAUGGCUACCUAUUCCGCCACAUGUACCAAUACUAGCCCAGCACAGGGCAUGAACAUGGCCAACAGUAUUGCCAACCUGAGACUGAAGGCAAAGGAAUAUAGUUUACAGAGGAAUCAGGUGCCAACAGUCAAUUAAAGACUGCUGCUAAGUCUUAAAGAAGGGAAAAAUAAAAUGACACCUGUCCUGCUUAGCAACUUGUUCAGAAAGAGAGGGCGAAACACACACACACACACACACACACACACACACACACACACUCACACACAGAAUAUUGGGACAGAAACAGGAGCAAAAUGAGCUGCAAAUUAGUUACAAUGUUCUUUCUUCCUUUCUGGAUAAUGUCAUCAAUUCUUAUCAGGUUUAUAGCUUCUGCUCAAUAUACUAUGAGCUUCUUCAGUUAAGGAGAAUCCCAUUCUUGUUUUUUUUGUGUUUUGGACAAGACUGCAAAACGAAAUCCUAUCAGUUCAGCCCUUGAACUCUAGACUGUCCUGAGGUUCAGUGCUUGCCCCUUCACUUCCUAUGCCCCAGGUCACCCUAGAAGAGGGAAUUCAGAAGCGAAAGCCUCUCCAGCAUAUCCACAAGACCUAGAUAUCUGGACCACGAGUGGACUACAGCUGAAGAGUCAUUAUCAUUUAGCCUCUGAGAAGCCUUUGUGUGCAAAGCUGUGGGUCCCUCUGUCUCAGUGGCCUGGAACAUUGGGUUUUAUUUCCAGUCUCCUUGGGUUUUGAAACUAGUUGUUGCUUUCUGAUUAGUUUUGGCACCACCUCUUUGAAAAACCAAAGAAGAGAAAGCCCUCCUUAAGGCAGAGUGUAUGUGUAUAGAGGGGAAGAUCAUUGUAGGUCCAAGAAUAGGACUUUCACUUUUUUCACCCGUGCCUUCUGAUUUUUUGCCACAGGUAAAGGUGUUGUCCAAAUGCAUUUGUUUUAUAUAUACUGUAUAUAUUUAUAUAUAUAAGAUAUACAUGCAAGCUUGGUUGGUGUUUUUUUUUAUUAUUAAACAAAAUAAAAUGCAUUGGAAGUAUUCGGGAUGUUUGUGCUGCAUCCAGGUGCCUGUAGAGACUGAUCUAUACCAAGUGCCAAAUUCACCCACAUGACUUCUAUUUAUGGGCAUACCCUACCCUAUAUCAUGCAGAGAGAACUUUUCAUUCUGCAGGGUGCCAAAGCACUUUACAGUCUGUGAGCCAGUCUUAACUCAGGCAAAACUCACUGCUCAGGCAAACUUAGGCUUCCAUUGGACCAAAUCCUGAAGGCUGUAUUCAGGGCUGCAUCACUUUUUCCUGUGAUAGGACUUGCCAGAAGAGAUCCUUGGAGAAAAACAAUAGGGAACCUCAUUGCAUAUCUCCCCCUGUUAGGAAUAAGGUUUAAGUCAAGGGUGUGGCCCUGCAACCAGGUGGAUACCAGGAGAGUCAUAAGAGACACAGGUUCACUUGCAUGAAAGCUCUGUGCCAGCCAACAGACUCUCCUAUGGAGGCUUUGCCUAAUACAGAGGGCUUCCACAUAAAGAUAAUGUGGCCUGGAGCAGCAUCACAUUUUGUCCUUGACACCCCCUCUCCCAAUAAGGCUCAAAUACGUAUUAUUUACUACUUCUUCCAGGCAGAGCCAGUCCUUAGGCACAGGCGACUGGUAGGGGGUGCACAGGAGUGCAUGUGCCCCCCCAGUGGCUGAUACUGUUGGUAGGGCUGGUGCCCCCCUGACAGGGCUGCCACCGUCAGUGGC